Austrofundulus limnaeus is the source of this 2142-nucleotide messenger RNA. It is a transcript of the gene dnajc11a, whose product is annotated as DnaJ (Hsp40) homolog, subfamily C, member 11a. The coding region runs from base 35 to 1711 and encodes 558 amino acids. Gene Ontology annotation, biological process: cristae formation. Lineage: Eukaryota; Metazoa; Chordata; Actinopteri; Cyprinodontiformes; Rivulidae. The transcript has 16 exons. The record is from RefSeq and is a predicted model, not a curated record.
AAACGGCACGAAGAAGAAAUGACCGGGUGAAAUCAUGGCGUGUGCCUUGGACGAUGAUGAGAUCUGCAAUGAUGAUUACUAUUCGCUUCUAAAUGUCCGAAGAGAGGCCACCCAGGAGGAACUGAAAGCAGCGUACAGACGACUGUGCAUGCUGUAUCAUCCAGACAAACACCGGGAUCCUGAACUAAAGCAGCAGGCGGAGCAGCUUUUUUACCUUGUCCACGAAGCUUAUGAAGUCCUCAGUGACCCACAGGCACGAGCUAUCUAUGAUGUCUAUGGCAAGCGAGGGCUGGAUGUUAAAGGAUGGGAGGUGGUGGAGAGGCGAAGGAGCCCUGCGGAAAUUCGGGAGGAGUACGAACGGCUUCAGAGGGAGAGGGAGGAGGAAAGGCUUCAGCAAAGGACCAACCCAAAGGGAAUGAUAAGUGUUGGCAUUGAUGCCACGGACCUGUUCGACCGGUAUGAGGAGGACAAUGACUAUGAGGAUGGAGACAUCCCGCACAUAGAAAUCAACAGGAUGCACAUAUCCCAGUCCAUUGAGGCUCCUCUCACUAGGAAAGUCACUGCCAUUUUGUCCGGCUUCUUAUCAACCCGYAAUGGAAAUGGAAGCGGCACCAUUAACUUGGCGCUGAGAAGAGUUACCUCAGCAAGGGGGUGGAGUGAGAUAGAUUUAGAAGCCGGAGACACUGAUGGACCUCUCUUUGGUAUGAAGACAUUUCACAGCUUAACACCUCGAUGCUUUGUAAUGGGUCAGUGUGAGAUGCAGUUUUCAUCGCGAGGCGCACGUCCGAGUAUGACAACAGUGCUGGCUCGCCACUUAGACAAGAACACUAUGGGUUAYCUGCAGUGGCGCUGGGGAGGCCAGUCCUCUAUGAACACCAGCAUAGUGAGGGAUACUAAGAGCAGCCACUUYGCCUUUGCAGURCAGCUCGGCAUUCCUCACACAUUUAUGAUGAUGAGCUACCAGUACAAGUUUCAGGAUGAAGAUCAGACCAAGAUAAAGGCCUCUAUAAAAUCCGGUUUCUUUGGGACUGUGGUAGAGUACGGCGCUGAGAGGAAGAUCAGUCGACACAGCGUGGUGGGGGCUACCGUCAGAGUGGGAGUGCCCCAAGGUGUCUCCCUAAAGAUCACAUUAAACAGAGCCAGUCAGACCUACUUCUUUCCUAUUCACCUCACUGACCAACUCCUGCCCAGUGCAGUAUUUUAUGCCACAGUUGGACCACUGGUUCUCUACCUCACCAUCCAGCAUCUCGUUAUCCGGCCUUACUUGCGGGCCCAGAAGGAAGAAGAGUUGGAGAAGCAGAGGGAGAGCUCAGCCUCUAAUAUAUCCAAGAAGAAACGGGAGGCAGAGGCUGCUGUUUURCUCAUGCAGGAGUCUGUGCGCAGGAUUAUUGAAGCUGAGGAGUCAAGAAUGGGUCUGAUCAUCCUCAACGCCUGGUACGGCAAGUUUGUGACCGACAACAGCAGAAAACACGAGAGGGCAAAGGUCAUUGAUGUGACUGUGCCGCUUCAGUGUCUGGUGAAAGACUCCAAACUCAUCCUGACUGAGGCCUCAAAGUCAGGACUCCCUGGCUUCUACGACCCCUGCGUGGGGGAGGAGAAGAGCCUGAAGGUGCUGUAUCAGUUCCGAGGAGUCAUGCAUCAAGUCCUGUCAGGAGACACAGAACCACUCAGGAUACCAAAGCAAUCUCACAGGAUCGAUGCAGACACAUAGAGGCUCCUCUUCUGGCCAAAAAGACUCAUCUCUAGAUUGUUGGACAGAAAAUGGAGAAACCUACAUUUUAGAUACAACCAUGGAAAAUAAGUCUUUGUUACACAGAGAAAAAAAAAUAAUUUAACUGUUUGUCUUUAUAUUCCUUUAAAUACUGAGGAUGAAAUAAAAUCAUCACAGACUGGAUUCAUUAGAACCAGUACACAUGGACAACGCCGUGGCCUGCUAAUGUGACUAAAUGAAUGGUUAUCAUGCUAAAUCAGGGUUCUGCUCGUAUUGGUACCCAUUUAGUUCUUGUUUUUGGUAUGGCUUGCAAUUUUAGACAGAGUUCUACGUACUGUAUUAUACAAAACUUGCAGUGCCUAUAUGAUGGAAGACAAAAGCAUCUCUGUUUAUUUGCCAUAUAAUUAAAAACCUUUCUAUAACAUUGCUCA